This is a messenger RNA of Larimichthys crocea (large yellow croaker), 2215 nucleotides long. RefSeq names its product matrilin 3a (gene matn3a). The record is from RefSeq and is a predicted model, not a curated record. The transcript is spliced from 7 exons. Gene Ontology annotation, molecular function: calcium ion binding. The coding region runs from base 84 to 1619 and encodes 511 amino acids. NCBI's taxonomy places the organism in Eukaryota, Metazoa, Chordata, Actinopteri, Sciaenidae.
GACCCCUUGCUGAGCUGAGCCAAGGACCCUCAGAGACCGAGAGCAGGCUGACAGACCACCAGAGAGGACCCCUGUGUGCACAUAUGAUGAAGUCUUUCCUCUGCCUGCUGUACUGCAGCGCGCUGCUGCUGUCUGAUGUUCUGGCCACAUACCACCACGGUGCGGUAGACCCGCACAUGAUCGCCGCACAAAGCUACGCACAGACAAGAAAUAAUGGCCGACCACCGACCAGGACCCUGAAUCCAGCAAUUCACAGAAGUGAUUACACGUAUAGAGGAGGGUAUCACUACCACUACCAGCCACCAAGGAUCCCUCCACCGGUAGUGUAUCGACCUAUUCCUCUAUCUCCUCCGGUGACUUACCACAGACCCUCAGUACCCAUGCCACCCUUUCACCACAGAUUCAAAGGGCCAGUGGCACCACAUAUGCACCAUAUAUACAAAGGCCUAUCUCCACCAGUAGUUCAACACCCCCAUCAAAGGUUCAAAGGCCCGUUCCCUUACAAAUUCAAAGGUCCAUGCCCAACAAAGUCAGACCCAACAGUACCAACACCACCUGUGGUACACCUCCCUACACUUCCACCUCUACCAGAGCCAACAGUGCUGCCAACUCUGCCAGCAACUACAGUAGCACCGCUGACAACCAUCAUGCCAGUGUUGGUGACCACUGUGGCGCCAGUGGAGACCACCGCUCCUGUGACGCUACCGGUCAGUACCCAAAGCGGCUUCAUCACCACCAUCAGUGCUGUGGAGACAGAGACAGAGUCUCAGUGCAGGAGUCGUCCCCUGGACCUGGUCUUCAUCAUUGACAGCUCUCGCAGUGUACGUCCUGGUGAGUUUGAGAAGGUGAAGAUAUUCCUGGCUGACAUGGUCGACACAUUGGACGUGGGCGCUGACGCCACCAGAGUAGCUGUGGUCAACUACGCCAGCACAGUCAAGAUUGAGUUCCUGCUCAAACACCACUUCAACAAGCCCGACAUGAAGAAAGCCAUCUCCCGCAUCGAGCCGUUGGCAGCUGGCACCAUGACCGGACUCGCCAUCAAGACCGCUGUGAAUGACGCCUUCACCGAGCCAUCUGGAGCCCGUCCUCGCUCCAGGAAGAUCUCAAAGGUGGCCAUCAUUGUGACAGACGGGAGACCUCAAGACCAGGUGGAAGAAGUGUCUGCUGCAGCUCGGGCCACAGGCAUCGAGAUCUACGCUGUCGGGGUGGACCGUGCCGACAUGACCUCCUUGAGACAGAUGGCCAGCAUCCCUCUGGAGGACCACGUCUUCUAUGUGGAGACUUACGGUGUUAUCGAGAAGCUCACCUCCAAAUUCAGGGAGACCCUGUGCGGUCUGGAUCCGUGUGCCAUGGGACAUGACUGCGAUCACAUAUGUGUCAACAGCAACGCCUCCUAUUACUGCAAGUGCCGGAAUGGUUAUAUCUUGAACGCGGACAAGAAAACCUGUUCCCUGAAACCGGUGAAGGUGGUGGAGGUGGUGGUGGAGGAUCCUUGUAAAUGUGAAGCCAGACUGGCUUUCCAGAAGCAGACGCAGGCUGCCAUCCAGCAGCUCACAGCCAAGCUAGCCGAUGUGUCUGGGAGAAUACAGCAUCUGGAGAACAUGGUGGGCCGCGCUUAAAGCUGGACACAGCGAGACAGCAGGCUGGUUUGGACAUGUGUUUCCUGUCACCCACCCUCCCAUAACUACUGUAUGGACUUCAACCACACAUGAAGUGAAGCUGUGAUUCAUAAACCAACAACCCUCAAGUUACUGACUGCUGCGGACCGUCGAGUAACAAUAUCUACAGUUUUUAUGAAACUGCUGUAAAAGCUAUUUACACUAUUUUCUCUACACAUUUAUAUAUGAACAUGUGUGGUGUAUAAUACCAAAGAGAGUAUUAUUUUCAUUGGUUCUCAUGUACUGUAUUAUGCGUCCUGUUGUACAAAGUUGCAUAUUGUAUAUAGUAGUAUGUAUAGUAUAUAGUAGUUUUUAUGAAAGUGUCAAACUGGAUUUACUUAGUAAGAGAGUUUAACAGAAAAAUGACUUUAUGCUCUGAUGCAUUCAACCAUUAAAAUAUUUUAUAUAUUUAGUUGCAAUUGUUUAACUAUCAAAGUGUUAUUGUCAUAUGUGUAAUUAAUGAUAACGUUAAUCUUCUGUGAGAUGACAUAUAUAAGAAUUAUAAAUGUAACCAAACAGACAAAUUAGACAAUAAAAUAAUCACAAAGGAGGUUGUU